CGGACCAUCUGGAGAUCAUCUCAUGGACACGCUGUGGUGAUUGUCUCACGAUCAGUGUGUGUACAAUCCGGCAAUCAUGAUGUCACUGCAAAGGUGGGGACGGAUUGCCCACCAUAUCGGCAGUUGGAUUGCUUGGCAUGCAUGAUUGGCGAUGGUAUUAGUAUGUCAGUUAGCAGUUGUAUUACUUGGCGGACCUUUCUUCCAGUAAGACUAAGCUUGAGGGUCGUGUGCAAGGCGUAGGAUGCAUAGGAUGCGUCGGAAGGUUUAAAAUCGCAUGUGCUCCCCAUGACGGGGUGAAGUCUGUAAUUUUGUGUAGAGUUACCGUUCUUCUUCUUAUCAAGGAACACCCAGAGGAGGAGAACUCAGAGGGCUUGCAGGAGGGUAGAAUAUACACCAUCGCUGGCAUGCCCGCAAUGUCGAGUGUUCCCCAUGACGGGGUGAAGUCUCUGGAGCGUUGUUUGUCAGCAAGCAGCGAUGAGAGGAAGCAGCAUCUUUAUAGCCUGAUUCAGCAAAUCAGCUCGAGGCAUGCUUCGGCUAGGCGGUUUCUGUGCAACGAGGGGAUUCUGGCGGCCAUGUCCAAUGUUUUGAUUGAAAGCAGCUCUGGAGGAGGAGAUGAUGAGGUGUGCUGUUGGUUCUACGAGUGUUUCCAGAGUGGCAACGAUGAUCUGCAAGCCAUCACGGUCGCGUUUGUGCCCCUUCUCUCUGCUGUAUACUUAGCACGCUCCUCCAGUGGAUCGGAUGAAGAGGACCUGGCUGGAUUCGAGGCAGUGCUGCUGGCUCUAUACACUGCAGAAGUCAAAGCACGGGCUGGGAAGUCAGUGACAAUCAAAGUCCCAUCGCUUUCGGCUCCAAGCAUCUACCACACCCCACCUCCACCUUCUCACAGCCAUCAUGUCACGAGAAGGAGCUGGUAUGGAGGGCGAUUGCCGCUCUCGGUUGGGAACUUACAACAGCCUCAAGGAUUUAAGACUGUGCAAAUCUCUCCACCCUUGCGGGUGCUGCAUGGUGUCAAGCCCGCGGACCGCGUGGCUGUUGUAUCUGUCGCUCUCGAGUUCUUUGUUCGCAGGAUUGCAGACAUGCCAGAGAGUUCAAAGUUUGAUUUGUGUGUGAUGGCAGAGGGAAUUGCAUUGCGGGGCUGUUUGUGGAGAGGUAUCGGAAGGCUUCCUGACCCUAUCCCAACGGAAAACAGCAGCAGUAGAGAUUCACUCAAUGGGACAGCAUCAAUGCAAGGGGUGAAUGGAGUGUCGGUUGAGAACGGGAGAGGAAAGUGGGAGGGUGAAUCAUUGGCUGCCAGUGAACACGGAGCAGAGAUUACAGCAGCUGGAGGUCGAUGGAAAUUGGGAUCAGAUGGACUUGUUGAGCAGGAAACGAGAGGUAGCAGCCGGGGGCCAGCCAGUGCCAUGAACUCUGCAACGGCUGGUUUGGCCAACUUGCGGAUAGCAACGAGGGCGAAUGACAGUGGAGGAAAUUUUGACCCUACCGAAGGCACCCCUCACAGUCACAAGAGUGGCCUGUCUGUGGACAAUGUGUGCAGAGGUGAUGGAAAGAGGAUGGGAGGGGAGGGAACUUCAGGUGCUAAUGGAUGUGGGCGAGGAGGCAAUGGCGAACAGGUUGUAGUUAAGAGAGUUGCGUUGUCCGUGGAGCUGAUGAGGCCGUUGUGCCGGGCCCUUGGUCACUGUUUGUUUGUCUCAGAAUACUCACCCACUCUCCGAGCUGCAGCCGGUUCAGCUGCACGUGCUUUGUAUGUCAGGACAUCCCAUGAUAUAGUGCCAGAGGGAAUACUGAUGACGAGGUGCUUGCUGCGAAUCCUCAAUUACUUCGAAAACAACAGUCCAGAGAGUAGCAGGUAAGCCUAACCGGUGUAACCAAAGUUUCCUUCCUUAACUGCAGAGUCAUAUCCUUGAUGCCGUAUCAACCCACCAAGGUUUGCGGGUUUUGUAAUCAGUGAAGUCGUGUUGUGAAGCUCUCUGUGCAUGGGUGCAAAUCGUGUCUGCCUUCCUGUCUGUGACGGGCUGUCACGUCGGAUUCCAUUUCUUCCUUGAUGGGAAUAGGGGACAACACACGGUUAUAUUUCAUGAUUGGCAGAAGAUUGACGUCGGGAUACCACUGAGAGCCCUGGGGCAUUUCCCGGACAUGUUUCCCUCAGUCUGAGCUGGCCCUGGUGGACUUGCAAUGGUUUGGCCAGGACCCCUGGACAGCAGUCCUGUGGUUGCAUGCCAGCAAGUGCUCGCUCCUCGGGCAACUUUUUGCAGCAGUUGAACUCAGAAACGGUGGUGUGUCUACUUGCUUUGUCACACAGUAGUUGCAGGCGGCCCCGGUGGGCUGAAGAGGCUAGAGCCGCUAGACACAUCCAAUUCUUCCCACUCAGACAUCAGUCAUCAUGUAGUCUCAUGGGCUUCAUUUUAUGUAUAAGGGAUGCUGGACCCGUUUUCCAGCAGGUGCUGCUAAUAGACUGGAGCCAUGCCCUGUCCUGCUAGCGGUGAGUGCCUGCAUCACCUCCGCUAGCAUGGUGAGAACAUAGUAAACACCAUGAAUUCUCUGGGCCAUGAUUACCGAAGGGGAAGCGGUAGCAGCUGGGAUUCUCAGUAUAUGGCACAGGUUAGCGCCGUUCUGCUUGCCUGUGCUCCCCUCGCCUUCUCACCCGUCACAUAUAAUGUGCACAGACUGCGGUCGACGGUUCUGUGGAGCCCCAGCUCUCUCCUAGAGAGAAGCACUGAGAGAGGAGGAGGGACUUUUGCUUCUUUUUUUUCCAUUAGUCGGUGCUUAGCAUUGACCACUUGUGUGUUGUAUUUUUUUCGUUUUGGAAUUUCAAUGAUUAGCACAUACUCUCUCUCCGUCUCUCUUCCAUAUGGGUCCAGCUAGUCUUGAUCUACUGAUCUUCCAUCAAGUGUGGAUCCAGUGAAUUCUUGCAAGAUGCCUCCCUCUUCAUCUCAAUUUGCAGGCAGAUGGAUUGAACUGUCAAACAAUUUAAAUGGCAGUUGAAUUGCUUCUUUCACAACAUGUAUAAUAUCUAAGAUCAGAUUUUUGUUAUUUCUUUUAUUUACUGGAUAGUCCUAUCAUCACUCGUACAUCAGAUUGAUUGUUUCUUCUUUCAUGAAAGACGUUAAGCAGGUGCCCUCAGUCAAUACGUCGAUUGAUUUAUGCAAUGCAAAUUGGCAGUCGAUCCAGUGAUUGACGGAUAGUCCUCUCCGUCGGCAUUGUGGCCUUUCCUGCUAUCUACCUAUUCGUGGCAACUCUGUCGGAGACAGAUUGGAAUUGUCUUUGGUGUUUGGUUGUCUAUUACCUUUCUGUUCUACCCUGUGGCUGGACAUUGUUGCAGUGCAGGAUAGUGGGCAGUUGUUUCCUUAAUGCGGUUGAUUACAGGCACGGAGGGGGGCAUGUGUGUGUGUGUGUGUGUGUGUGUGUGUGUGUGUGUGUGUGUGUGUGUGUGUGUGUGUGUGUGUUAGAUUUUCCCCACAAGAGCCCCAAUUCCACCCAGAAUCAAAGCAGUCUUUGUUCUAUCGCAGACAACGAGAGCAUUUGAGAUGAGACAGUCCAACAUAUUAAACAGUUUAUUAUUUUAUAAUUAGACAGUUUAUUGGUUGUCCUUGGGGUACCCCUUCCAUUUGUUCUUGCAGAUCCCUUUUUACUGUGCCUCUUACGUACAAGGCUGCCCACGUUGAUUGUCACAUCCCCGUGUGCCUUCACGGGCCACUUGCACGUUAUUUCUGUGUGUGUGUGUGCGCGCGCUUCAUACAAUUAUCUUUCAGCAUAGAGGGAGCAAGGGGAUGGUGUGGUGUAUGUUGAUUGUUUCAGCACUAGUUGUUAUACAGGCCGCUGGUGGCAUUUGGUCUCAUGGUCUUCCAGCGA
Messenger RNA from Chara braunii, 3849 nucleotides. The record is from the annotation of a GenBank genome assembly. NCBI's taxonomy places the organism in Eukaryota, Viridiplantae, Streptophyta, Charophyceae, Charales, Characeae.